Molecule: messenger RNA, 2775 nt
Organism: Menidia menidia (Atlantic silverside)
Lineage: Eukaryota; Metazoa; Chordata; Actinopteri; Atheriniformes; Atherinopsidae
Source: the annotation of a GenBank genome assembly
GGGGAAGUGUUUGUGAGGUCUCUCUGGGGGAGUUGUGUUGGGAAUCAGGUCUACCGGGUUAGGAUCGGGCACAGAGGAGAACAACCAAACACAGGAUGAGGACGGUGGUGCUGCUCGUUCUGGCCUUUACCUCUGCCAUGGCAAUUAGACAAAGAAGUGAUUUCACACGUUACCGAUCAUGGAACUCUCGGAUGUAUCCGGUGUGGCAAGAUGGAGAUCCAAGAUUCAGAAACUGUUGGUUUGGAGGUGAGGUGACCUUUGAUCUGAAGAACGACGCGCCCACCCUGACAGGAGCAAAGGCAACCUUCUCUAUCAAUCUCAAUUUCCCACCUAACCAAACAGCGCUGCCUGAUGGACAGGUGGUGUGGGCCCGUAACUGCACCAUCAACGGACGCGAGUAUCGGGAGGGUCAGGCUGUGUAUCAAAACCAGAAUCCGGAGUUGACUGGAGUUUUUCCUGACGGCACACCUUUCUCUGGGAGACAGAACAAGAAACCUCGCUAUGUGUUUGUGUGGAAGACAUGGGGACGUUACUGGCAGGUGGCAGAUGGACCAUCCUCCUCACUCACCAUCGGAACAGACAACGUAGCCCUGGGAUCGUACAACAUGGAGGUCGUCAUCUAUCACUGCAGGGGAAAAGACAAGUUCAUCCCCCUCGGCUAUGCUUCCACAGUCUUCACCAUCACAGACCAAGUUCCAUUCAGUGUAUCGCUAGCUCAAGUCAAUGAUGUGAAUCAAGACGACCAGAACUUCAUCCAGAAUCAGGCCAUUGCUUUUACCGUCGCACUCCAUGAUCCCAGCCAGUACCUGAACACUGCAGACAUCAGCUUCAGUUGGGACUUUGGUGACAACAGUGGAACGCUGAUCUCUAGAGAGCGCUCAGUCACACACACCUACCUCACGGUAGGAACCUAUAAACCUCAAGUGGUCCUGAUGGCAACAAUCCCUAAUCAAUGUGGAAACCCAACUGCUGUUGUUCCAAUGGACGCCUCUGCGGCUCCCGCUGUUGUGGUCAUGGCGUCCACCCCUGCAGCCGUCCCAGUUGAGGGAGGGGAUGCAAUUGCACUGGAUGUCCCUGCGUCUGAAGCCACUCUGCUCGCUGCUUCUGUACAACCUGCCGCAGACACGGUGGACGAAGUGCCAGUCGUUGACACCGACACUGGCACCGUGGAGGUUGCCACGGUGGUUCCCGCAGUGGUGGAUGCCGCAGCUGUUCCGGCAGAGCAAGAUCCCGCCGGCACUCCUGCUCCUGCUGCCGCAGAAGAAGAUGCUGUGGCCACUGUUGCCCCGGUCGCACCGGCUGAGGCUGAGGAGCCGGCAGAUGCUGAGACAGCUGCUGAGGACAACACAGCUGUGGUGGCAGAUGCGGCUGCCUCAGCUGCUCCGGUCCCAGUGGGAGAGGCGGUGGCAGUUGAAGGCGCAGUCCCUGUGACCGCUGCCCCUGAGGCAGACGCGGCCGCAGAGGAGGAAGCUGCCGUGACGGCCGCUGUCCAGGCUGCUGACGAUACAGCAGCUGCCACAGAGGAGGUCGCAGCUGCAACUGAAGCACCAGCCGAUAACGUUGUGGCCCUUGCUGCCACAGAGGCCACGGCCGUAGAGGCGGCAGCACCAGCUGCCACUGCUGCAGAGACGGAGGCCGAAGUGCUUGAUGCUGAAAAUGUGGUCGCAGCCACUGUGGCCGCCACAGCUGGAGAUGAAGAGGCUGCUCCGGCCGAAGGUGAAGUUCAGACUGAAGUGGAAGCUGACCCUGCACAGGUUGCCCUUGUCGUGGCCAAAAGACAAGCGCCAGAGCUGACCGCCGACUGCAUGAUCUACCGCUAUGGCUCCCUCGCUACAUCUGUAGAUGUCGUGCAGGGUAUUGAAAGUGUACAGAUUGUUCAGGUGUCCAAUGUGGUGUCGAUGGCGACUGAGUUGGAUCAGAAUGCUGUGGAUGUCACCAUUUCCUGUCAAGGAAGCCUGCCGAGCCAGGUCUGCACUGUGAUCUCUGAUGCUGACUGUAUCACACCGGUCCAAACCAUCUGUAAUGCAGCUGUGCCCUCACCAGACUGUCAGAUGAUCCUCCGUCAGUUCUUCAACGACACAGGGGUGUUCUGUCUCAACGUGUCGCUGACGAAUGACGUCAGUCUUGCUGUGACAAGUGCUAGAGUCAAUGUAGCUGUAGCUUCUGGGGAUUCCCCAGCUGGAACUGCUGCCACUGUUCUGGGCGUCAUGGUUCUUGCCUGCGUCGUCUGCUGUAUGGGUUUGAUGUACAGGCGCUUCAAGCAGUACCAGCCCCUGAGAGAGGAGCAUGAGGCUGGGAGCAGCUUUGGAGUGACAUCAGUACCUUUGCUACUGUGGAACCUGCUGAGUCGACAGUCACCUGGAGAAAGUCGACCAUUACUUCAAGGAAGGAUUGUGUGAAACCUCAAUACAUUUAUGCACUCAACAUGCCCAAGAUCCACUAAGAUUUUGGCUUUGUAAGCGUAACAGCACCUGUCCUGAUAAUGUUACUCCCUGCAAAGAAACCAGGCAGUUAUGUUGAGUGAACCAGACCUGUGUAAAACACAAAUUUGUAAGAAUACAGGAGUUUUUCCCAACAAGUUAUAUUUAUUUUGUCCUAUAACAUCCUUAAAAUUGGUUAUGAUCAGUCAUAGGAACCAUAACAUAUCUUAUUUCUGGAAUACUUAAAUAUUAAAUUUCCUAACUAAUAAUUUGAGUUCAGUUUCUUUACAGUCAUUAUGAUCAAAUUUAUCACUGAACGUUAUCAUGUUUUCUACACUGAAAUGAAUAAAGUGGU